ACACGGAGCAGCUCCAGGCUGGGAGCAGGCAGUGAGCAAGCAGGGGUGCUGCGGCUGGAAGGACCUUGGGGGUCUGGGUCCAGCCAGAGUCCUGAGCUCCCCAUGCCCUUGACUUCAUUGUGGGCUUAAGCAAGGAGCACCUGAACUCAGAAUGAACCCUCCUUCAGGGCCAAGAAUGCCGCCGAGCCCAGCCCAGGAGCCCAGCUGUGUGGCCACCCCAGCCCUGGCCAGCAGUGGGGACAGCUCCCAGAACAGUGUCUCCAGCCUGGGCCAGCUGCUGCCCGCCAGCCCCACGGCCACUGGGGCUUGGGCUGCUGCCUGGGUCCCCUUCCCCACGGCCGACGUUCCAGACCACGCCCACUAUACCCUGGGCACGGUGAUCUUGCUGGUGGGACUCACGGGGAUGCUGGGCAACCUGACGGUCAUCUACACCUUCUGCAGGGCAUUGUUGAGGCUAGCUUCCGACUCUCACAGGAGCAGAAGCCUCCGGACGCCUGCCAACAUGUUCGUUAUCAACCUCGCAGUCAGCGACUUCCUCAUGUCCGUCACCCAGGCCCCUGUCUUCUUCGCCAGCAGCCUCUAUAAGCGGUGGCUCUUUGGGGAGGCAGGCUGUGAGUUCUAUGCCUUCUGUGGGGCUCUCUUUGGCAUCUCCUCCAUGAUCACCCUGACGGCCAUCGCCCUGGACCGCUACCUGGUGAUCACGCGCCCAUUGGCCUCUGUCGGCACAGCGUCCAAGAGACGGGCGGGGCUUGUCCUGCUGGGCGUCUGGCUCUAUGCCCUGGCCUGGAGUCUGCCACCCUUCUUUGGCUGGAGCGCCUACGUGCCCGAGGGGCUGCUGACGUCCUGUUCCUGGGACUACAUGACCUUCACGCCGUCCGUCCGCGCCUACACCAUGCUCCUCUGUUGCUUCGUGUUCUUCCUGCCCCUGCUUGUCAUCAUCUACUGCUACAUCUUCAUCUUCAGGGCCAUCCGAGAGACUGGCCGGGCUCUCCAGACUUUUGGGGCCUCCAAGGGCACCAGUGAGUCCCCGCGGCAGCAGCAGCGGCUGCAGAACGAGUGGAAGAUGGCCAAGAUCAUGCUGCUGGUCAUCCUCCUCUUCCCGCUCUCCUGGGCCCCCUACACUGCUGUGGCUCUGGUGGCCUUUGCUGGGUACGCGCACAUCCUGACGCCCUACAUGAACUCGGUGCCGGCUGUCAUCGCCAAGGCCUCUGCCAUCCACAACCCCAUCAUUUACGCCAUCACCCACCCCAAGUACAGGGUGGCCAUCGCCCAGCAUCUGCCCUGCGUGGGGGUGCUGCUGGGUGUGUCACGCCAGCACAGUCGCCCCUACCCCAGCUACCGCUCCACCCACCGCUCCACGCUGAGCAGCCAGGCCUCCGACCUCAGCUGGAUCUCUGGACGGAGGCGCCAGGAGUCGCUGGGCUCUGAGAACGACAUGGGCUGGACAGACAUGGAGGUCGCAGCCGCAUGGGGGGCUGCCCCACGAGUGCGUGGGCGGUGCCCCUAUGGCCAGGGCCCGGAGGACAUGGAAGUCAAGGUCCAGGGACAGGAAGCAGAGACUCCAGGGAAGGUGACUGGGCCCAGUGCCUGCCAAUCUGUAAAGGGGUGGAGGGUGAGGCAAGUAGCCCAGGGAGUGGCCCGAGAGGGGGGCUUGUUCUCGCGGCAGACCCAUGCCCUCUGGGAAUCGCUCCUCCCCACACCUCACAGCUGUCCCUCGCCCACCUGGGGCUCUGUGACUCCAAGACGCUGUGAGCAGGACCUGCGUGUGGUCUGUGAUUGCUCUUGGGUGUGUCCGUGUGUGACUGUGCUAUUGGCUGUGUUGUACCAUGACAAAUGGAUAGCAUGUGUGUAAGCAUGUGUCCAUGGCGGCGUGUGGUCUGCAGCCAGAGGAGCAUAACUCCUGUAUGUGUAUGACCAUGUGCCUCGAAUACCUCUCUGUCACUAUGAUACCCCAGGACAUGUGACGGAGCGUGCCCCAAUGUGUCUGCUCUGAGCUGUGCGUGUGACUGAGUGUGGGUGGUGUGCACCUCUCUGUGUGAUCGGAAAGUUAGACAUACCUGGGGAGAAGGAGGCAGUGAGCUGUGUAUGUGCUCAUCAUGAAUGCCCCAAGAUCAG
Molecule: messenger RNA, 2115 nt
Organism: Microcebus murinus (gray mouse lemur)
Lineage: Eukaryota; Metazoa; Chordata; Mammalia; Primates; Cheirogaleidae
Source: RefSeq, a predicted model, not a curated record